Gastrolobium bilobum is the source of this 2847-nucleotide messenger RNA. RefSeq names its product ATPase 8, plasma membrane-type-like. The record is from RefSeq and is a predicted model, not a curated record. The coding region runs from base 1 to 2847 and encodes 948 amino acids. NCBI's taxonomy places the organism in Eukaryota, Viridiplantae, Streptophyta, Magnoliopsida, Fabales, Fabaceae. The transcript has 14 exons. Gene Ontology annotation, biological process: proton export across plasma membrane; regulation of intracellular pH. Gene Ontology annotation, molecular function: ATP binding; P-type proton-exporting transporter activity; ATP hydrolysis activity. Gene Ontology annotation, cellular component: plasma membrane.
AUGGCUUCUGAUAUCUCAUUUGAGGAUCUCAAGAAUGAGAAUGUUGAUCUCGAAAACAUUCCAAUUGAGGAGGUCUUUAAGCAGCUAAAAUGUACAAGAGAAGGUCUCACAUCCGAGGAAGGAGAGAAGAGGCUCCAGGUUUUUGGCCCCAACAAGCUAGAGGAGAAAAAGGAGAGCAAGUUCCUGAAGUUCUUGGGCUUUAUGUGGAAUCCACUUUCAUGGGUUAUGGAGGCAGCUGCUAUCAUGGCCAUUGUGUUGGCCAAUGGAGGGGGAAAGCCACCGGAUUGGCAAGAUUUCACUGGUAUUAUGGUGUUGCUUGUCAUCAACUCAACCAUCAGUUUCAUUGAGGAAAAUAAUGCAGGCAAUGCUGCAGCCGCUUUGAUGGCCGGUCUUGCACCCAAAACCAAGGUGUUGAGGGGUGGAAAAUGGACUGAGGAAGAGGCAGCAAUUUUGGUACCAGGAGAUGUGAUUAGCAUCAAGUUGGGAGAUAUUGUCCCAGCUGAUGCCCGUCUCUUGGAGGGAGAUCCCCUCAAGAUUGACCAAUCUGCCCUCACUGGCGAGUCCUUGCCAGUCACAAGGAACCCUGGUGAUGAGGUCUUCUCUGGCUCCACCUGCAAACAAGGUGAGAUUGAGGCUAUUGUUAUUGCCACUGGCGUUCACACCUUCUUUGGUAAGGCUGCACACCUUGUUGACAGCACCAACAAUGUCGGUCACUUCCAAAAGGUGUUGACUUCCAUUGGUAACUUCUGUAUCUGCUCAAUUGCUUUGGGCAUGUUGGUUGAGAUCAUUGUCAUGUACCCUAUUCAGGGCAGGGCUUACAGAGAUGGUAUUGACAAUUUGUUGGUGCUUCUCAUUGGAGGUAUCCCAAUUGCCAUGCCAACUGUCUUGUCUGUGACCAUGGCUAUUGGAUCCCACCGCUUGUCUGAGCAAGGAGCCAUCACCAAGAGGAUGACUGCCAUUGAAGAAAUGGCAGGAAUGGAUGUUCUCUGCAGUGACAAGACUGGAACUCUCACCCUUAAUAAGCUCACCGUGGACAAGAGCUUGAUUGAGGUGUUCGUCACUGGUAUGGACAAGGACACCCUUGUCUUAUAUUCUGCCAGGGCUUCUAGGACUGAAAACCAGGAUGCCAUUGAUGCAUCAAUUGUCGGAAUGUUGAGCGACCCCAAGGAGGCAAGAGCAGGAAUCACUGAGGUGCAUUUCUUGCCCUUCAAUCCAGUGGAUAAGCGCACUGCUAUUACCUACAUUGACAGCAAUGGCAACUGGCACAGAAGCAGCAAAGGUGCCCCUGAGCAAAUUAUUGAUCUCUGUGCCCUCAAAGGAGAGGCAUUGAAAAAGGCCCACAAAAUUAUUGAUGAGUUUGCUGACCGUGGUCUGCGUUCCUUAGGUGUUGCUCGCCAGACUGUUUCAGAAAAGAACAAGGAGAGUGCAGGAGAUCAAUGGGAAUUCUUAGGUCUCUUGCCCCUCUUUGACCCUCCAAGGCAUGACAGUGCUGAGACUAUUCGCCGUGCUCUUGAUCUUGGUGUCAAUGUUAAGAUGAUCACUGGUGACCAACUUGCCAUUGGAAAAGAAACCGGUCGCAGGCUUGGAAUGGGAACCAACAUGUACCCUUCAUCCUCCCUCCUUGGUGAUAGCAAGGAUGCUUCCAUUGCAUCAAUCCCAAUUGAUGAACUCAUUGAGAAGGCUGAUGGAUUUGCCGGAGUCUUCCCUGAGCACAAGUAUGAGAUUGUGAAGAGGUUGCAGGAAAGGAAACACAUUUGUGGAAUGACUGGAGAUGGUGUGAACGAUGCACCAGCACUCAAGAAAGCAGACAUUGGUAUUGCAGUGGCUGAUGCAACUGAUGCUGCAAGGAGUGCCUCAGACAUUGUUUUGACCGAGCCUGGACUUAGUGUGAUUGUGAGUGCUGUGUUGACAAGCAGGGCUAUAUUCCAAAGGAUGAAGAACUACACCAUCUAUGCUGUUUCCAUCACAAUCCGUAUUGUGCUUGGAUUCUUGCUCGUUGCUCUAAUCUGGAAGUUUGACUUCUCACCUUUCAUGGUUCUCAUCAUUGCCAUCUUGAACGAUGGAACCAUCAUGACCAUCUCCAAGGAUAGGGUCAAGCCAUCUCCUCUCCCUGACUCAUGGAAGCUUAAGGAAAUCUUUGCCACUGGAAUUGUUCUUGGAACAUACAUGGCCAUCAUGACCGCAGUUUUCUUCUAUGCUGUUCAUGACACUGAUUUCUUCUCUAAAAUAUUUGGUGUCCACUCAAUUGCUGACAGCGAGGAGCAGCUUAACUCAGCUCUCUACCUUCAAGUGAGUAUUAUUAGUCAAGCACUCAUCUUUGUGACCAGGUCAAGGAGCUGGUCAUAUACUGAACGCCCUGGUCUCAUGCUUAUUGGAGCCUUCAUUGCUGCACAAUUGGUGGCUACUUGCAUUGCUGUGUAUGCACACUGGGACUUUGCUAAAAUCAAUGGAAUUGGAUGGACAUGGGCUGGAGCAAUCUGGGUCUACAGCGUUAUUACCUAUAUCCCUCUUGACAUCCUCAAGUUUUUGAUCCGCAUGGGACUCACGGGGAGUGCCUGGGACAACAUGCUCCAAAACAAGACUGCAUUCACAACAAAGAAGGACUACGGAAGGGGAGAGAGGGAGGCUCAAUGGGCAGUGGCUCAACGCACAAUUCACGGUCUUCAAGUUCCUGAAGCACAGAAGAACAACAACCACCAUGAGCAUUCUGAAAUUGCUGAGCAGGCUAAGAGGCGUGCUGAGGCAGCUAGGCUGAGGGAGCUACACACGCUUAAGGGACAUGUUGAAUCGGUUGUGAAGUUGAAGGGUCUUGACAUUGAAACCAUUCAACAACACUACACAGUAUAA